This is a messenger RNA of Protopolystoma xenopodis, 399 nucleotides long. The record is from the annotation of a GenBank genome assembly. Lineage: Eukaryota; Metazoa; Platyhelminthes; Monogenea; Polystomatidea; Polystomatidae.
AUGCUCGGAGCCGAGUUCCUCGAGCAGCUCACAAAGCUUCAGGUAACCACCUAUGUUGGCGUGGAGGAUUUCGCAGACAGAUUUAACUUCCUCGUCACUAUCAUGGUGAUACUCCUCUGCACAACAGUGGUCACGGUCAAACAGUACAUCUUGAAGCCCAUCUCCUGCUAUGUACCCACGGAGUUGGGUGGCAGAAAUAUCCUGGAUUAUGUGGAGAACUAUUGUUGGGUCCAAGGAACGAUUCCUAUUCGAUAUGAUGAGAAGGUUCCCGAUACCUCAGAGGGUUGGAAUGAGUUGGAAGAGCACAAACUGCGUGAGUCCCGCGAUCAUUAUGUUAUCUUUAAGACGAUUCACCUACACGCCAUCACAACUUGCUUGCUUUUGGCGCUUCUAUCCUAG